Rotaria socialis is the source of this 834-nucleotide messenger RNA. The record is from the annotation of a GenBank genome assembly. Lineage: Eukaryota; Metazoa; Rotifera; Eurotatoria; Philodinida; Philodinidae.
AUGGCUAGGAAUUGUGCACCGAGUUUGAAUUUGCAAAAAAUCAAUCGAUCGCAUUCGAAUUCAUCAAUAUCCUCGAAUGGAACGGUUAAUUCAGGUCAAACAGCAAGUACAACUGUAAGUACAACAAGCAGCCAAAGACGAAGUGGAAUAUUGGGUAAAAUUGGAACUGGUUUUCGAUCAGUAUUCCGACGAUUUUCUCGUUCACGUGCAUCAUUAACUGAAAUGGAAACUCAAAUUUUAACAGCAAUGACAGGUUAUAAUCGAGAAGAAGUUUUGCAAUGGCAUGAAAAAUUCUUAAAUGAUUAUCCAAACGGUUAUAUGACUCGAAAACAAUUUAUAUUAAUCUAUAAAUCAUUGUUUCCUAAAAGUGAUGCCGAACGUUUCGCUCGUCAUAUAUUUCGUGCAUUUGAUGCGGAUAAAUCGAAUACAAUUGAUUUUCGUGAAUUUCUCAUUGGUUUAUCAAUAACAUCGGCAAGUAAUUCAACAAAAAUAAAACUUGAAUGGACAUUCAAUGUUUUUGAUAUUGAUGGAAAUGGUUUAUUAACAAGACGUGAAUCUUUAGAAGUUAUUGAUGUAAUUGUUCGAUUUUAUCUAACAUCACAAGGUGAUUCACCAAAUUCAAAUACAGAACAAUUAAUUUAUUUAGCUAAAAGGUCCAUGAUGAAAAUUUUCGAUAAUAGUAGUAAUAAUCCACCAACCGAUAAUUUAACAAAAUCACAAUUUGUUGAAGGUUGUUUAAAAGAUGAAUUUAUUUCUCAACUACUAGCUCCUAUGACAAAUACAUCAUCGACAACUGCACACGAUGCACAUGAUAGUUGCUUGGGUAAUUCAUAA